Molecule: messenger RNA, 1034 nt
Organism: Nanorana parkeri
Lineage: Eukaryota; Metazoa; Chordata; Amphibia; Anura; Dicroglossidae
Gene: TIMP1
Product: TIMP metallopeptidase inhibitor 1
Exons: 6
Coding region: 107-745 (212 amino acids)
Biological process (GO): negative regulation of membrane protein ectodomain proteolysis; negative regulation of endopeptidase activity
Cellular component (GO): extracellular matrix
Molecular function (GO): metalloendopeptidase inhibitor activity; protease binding
Source: RefSeq, a predicted model, not a curated record
GGGGGCGUGAGGAGCUUUAAAUUCCAAACGUGGCAUGGAGAGUUCCAACACACAGCUCCAGAAGCACUGACAAUCCUGAGAUCAGUUCAGAAAAACAGUUUGCACAAUGUUCGCCCUUGUGGUAUUGUUGGCUUUGGCAUGCCUCAGCCAGGAAGCCUGGUCCUGUUCAUGUGGCAUCAGACACCCCCAGUCUGUGUACUGUGACUCUGCUAUCGUGAUCCGGGCAAAGUUUGUUGGGCAGAAAGUCAGUGAAAAGAACAAUCACAGAAUUGAGUAUCAGAUCAAGGCUACAAAGGUUUUUAAGGCUCCUACAGGGUAUGAGGACAUCCAGUACCUGUACACGGCCAUCUCUGAGAGCUUGUGCGGCUAUCAGCACACUUCAACUAACAAGAGUAAAGAAUUCAUCAUUGCUGGACAUAUUGUGGAUAGCGAUGUGUUCAUUAACUCUUGCAGCUUCAUAGCACCAUGGGCUUCCCUGACUUACUGCCAGAAAAGGGGCUUCACGCAGGUAUAUGCCAAGAACUGCGACUGCAAGGUCAAACAGUGCUACACAGUGCCAUGUGAGCUAGAUGAUGACCGCCAGUGUCUUUGGACUGACCACCUGAGCAAGCAGAAGAGCGCCUACUCCGGCCACCAGGCUGCCAACUCGGCCUGCGUCAGCAACGGCAACAGCCUGUGCAUUUGGGACUCACUUAAGUCCCGCAUCUACUCCCCAGUCACCAAAUCUGCUACCAAUAAGGUCUGAGGUGACCUCAGCACACACACUUUGCCACUCAAGGUCCUUGCUAAGGCGCUGUCACCGGACAUGAGGUCUCUGCGGUUCACUGGACACAUUUAUCAGCAGGGGGCACCUCUGGAGGAAUAGAAGGAUCGAUUUAAAAACCAUCAAUUUUGUGUUUUCUGCUAAGAAUGUGCUUCAAUCACGAGCUAAUUUUGUAUGCACUGUUAGAUCCAGGGGCAGUGUUUUUAGAUGUGCUAUAAAUGCUUUUUAUAUGUAAGGAAUUUUUGUUUAAAUAAAUAUUUUUUAGAUUUGG